This is a messenger RNA of Epithele typhae, 1641 nucleotides long. RefSeq lists its product as uncharacterized. The record is from RefSeq and is a predicted model, not a curated record. NCBI's taxonomy places the organism in Eukaryota, Fungi, Basidiomycota, Agaricomycetes, Polyporales, Epitheliaceae. The transcript has 11 exons. The coding region runs from base 1 to 1641 and encodes 546 amino acids.
AUGCCAAGGUCCAAGAAAACCGGUGCGAGGAACCAGAAAGCCAUGGCUGAUAAAGAGAAGGCUCUGGCAGUGCGAGCGGUACAGAAUGAGCAAGCAGAAGCAGCGCGGGAGGCCAAGAAGGAGCUAAAAGAUGCAGCACGAGCUGCCAAGAAGGAUCAAGAAAACGCAGCGCGAGCAGCCAAGAAAGAGCAGGACAAGGCUGCGCGUGAUGCCCGUCAAGCUCGGCGAGAACAACGACAGGAUGGGCAGCCCUCUCUUGAGGAAGAAGAGCGCACCAUACGGCGGAUCAAUUUGCCUCCGACCACCUGGAACGAUCUCCUCAAUCAUUGCGCAAGGGUCGUCCACAGCAUGUCGUUGGCCAGUCCGAGUGACAACGUUACCGCGCGGACGGUAAAAGCUUUCGGCAAAGCUGUGGCUGCUAGGUGGUCAGGAUAUGUUUCGUAUCAACUGCUUUUUAGGAGCUUCGAAGAAGCCAACAGGGAGGGAGAAGUUCAGCCGAUGCGGAAACUGGCCCCCAAACUAGAGCCCAACGUGGAGUUUACGUUUGAUGAACUCGAGGGGAUGCUUUUCGCGUACGCAGGCAGUAUGGAAACUUACGACCCCAAAUGUAAGAAGGUCAGGGACAUGGUGCUCAGAACAAUCCAACAGAUCAAAGAAGUCAAGAGUGGUGUCAAGAAAGAGGAAGAUCCGAAAGAGCCAUGCCUUUCUUCCCCCGAUCCGCGGAUGACUCGCGCCAUGAGUCGCGAACCAAAGACCGAGGAGCCCGAAGAGAUAGGUCUCACGCAUAUUGAUCGCCUUGUCGAUGGCGAUAUUCUUGCAGAUAUCACUUUACUUUUGGCCGAAUACAAGAAGACUCUCGUGCGCCUCCUAGUUCCCAAUCUAUCACUUCGUACUAACUCUUUUGCUGACACUCGGCCACAGAGCAAUGACGGUAAGGACUUCACGAAGCUUGACACGGUGAUGAAUAGCCUCUGGAAGUGUCCGCCGGCUCCAAGCUUCGACCCGAAGCAGCCUCCUCGUGAUCUGGACGAGUUCAAGGCACGCAUCGCACCUUGGGUCCCGAAGGCGGUUGAGCGCCUCUCCCGGGCGACCACUCGCUAUGAAGCCAGCCUUGACGCUGUGGUUGGCUCGCUUCUGGCGUGCAAUUUCACCGCCGAAGGGGGGUUCUCUCUCCGCGCACAAUGGAAGCUCAACGAGCCGUUGUAUGCAUGUGCUGAUACGAACACCGUCUCCAACGGCCGUGACUCUUUGGAGCGAGAAGUUUCCGGCAACUUCAUCAUCCCAGAGUUCGUCAUCAUGUGCGUGGAUGACAGCGGGAAGAUUAUCAAGAUCAUCCUCGUUGUGGAGGACAAGCGUACCGCCAGUCCAAUUCUCCAGCUUCGGAAAUACGCCUUGUGGCUUGCUAAGGAAUAUCCCGAUGUGGUCGGUCUCGGCUGUCGACUGGCACCUGCAACCGAGGGCGACGGGGUUCAAGCUCUCAUCUGCCGUUCCGACCGUGAAGGUGGAUUUGGCCUCCAAUACAAGACGAGUGAUGACGCAAGUUUCUGGUAUUCGAUCACCGACGAUUUCAUCCUCGAGACUCUCUUCGACCUCUGCGUCGCGAACUGGCGCUUGGCCGAUACUAAGAUGAAGGCCAACUAG